AUUACUUAUUUUAAUUUUUAAUUUUUUUUUUUAGUUGUAGUUUUUUACUAUAAAAUUGAAACGAAAAUUGUGAUUUUCGUUAUUAGUACAUCAUACAAUUAUUGCCUAUGUAAUUAUUCAUUAUCCACAAUAAGUGACUGCCUACCUAUUCAUUAAAGUCGAUAGUUAAAGUAUAUAUAUAUAAAUAUAAUAUAAUAUAUAUUUUCCAUAUCUGCGCUUUGUAAAUCGUUACACACAUAAUAGCAUUUCAAUAUGCCUGGUUCAUUCAUUUAUGCCAGAAGCGAAUACAAUAUUUUUGUAUUUAUUUAGGAUAAUAUUCAUCAUGGGUUCGGUUAAUUGAAACUACUUUAUAGCCAGUAGUCAGAUCGCGACCAAAUAUGGAUAUAACGCCAAACUCUGACGGAGGAGUUCUCAAAGAAUUAUUGAAAGAAGGCCACGGAACGGAUAAGCCCCAUAAAGGAUGUAGAGUUUACGUAAGUUAUGUUGGCACGUUUCCUGAUGGCACGGUAUUUGACAGGACUAACGCCAGUGCUCCGUUUCAAUUCACCCUCGGAAAAGAUAUGACGAUAAAAGGUUUUGAAGUGGCAAUAUCCACCAUGACUUGUGGAGAAAUUUCCAAGUUUGAUUGCCAUCCAGAUUACGCUUACGGUUCAGACGGCUUUGAAAAGCUAAUCCCUCCGAACACAUGGCUUACGUUUGAAAUACAACUGUUGAAAUGUACGUGGGAAGACAUUAGUCGUCGAAAAGACGGAAGCAUAACUAAACAAAUACUAGAACCUGGUACCGGUCACGUCACCCCCAGCAGUGUUUCUUUGGUCAAUAUAAAUGUACAAAAGGAAAAAAACGGCUGUGUUGUAAAAGAAGACAAUCUAGAGUUUAGAUUAGGAGAAGGCAAAUUGCACGGUAUAUGUCCUGGUAUAGAGCUAGCGUUGACUAAAUUCAAAAUGAAAGAGAAAUCAAGACUGUUCAUUCAUGAAAAACACACUUUACCAGAUCAAAACGACGAUAACUCAGAAGAAGUGUAUGUUGUCAAACUGAAUUUUUUCGAAAAGUUUGUAGAAAGUUGGUCGUUGACUAGUGAAGAUCGUAUAGAACAAGCGAAGUAUUUCAAACAAAAGGGAACCGAGUAUUACAAAAUGGAAAACUACAGUAUGGCACUUAAAUUUUACAAAAAAAUGGUAGACUAUUUAAAGAACGAUGUCUCGAUUAAUGAAAAUCAAUUGGAAGAAGUAAAACUCCUGAAACUAGUGUCGUAUUUAAAUUCUGCAAUGUGUAAUUUAAAAUCAAAUAGACACACCCAAGCGAAAAACGACUGUGAUAAUGCGUUAAACCUAGACCCGACCAAUGUCAAAGCUAUGUUCAGAAAAGGAGAGUCGUUAAUUGGUCUGCACGAACUAAUAGCGGCUAAACGGUGUUUUCAAGAGGUUUUGAAACAAGAACCAAACAACCGUGCGGCUGCAACCAAAAUCAACGAAUGUGAUAAUAAAUUAAAACAUCAAAAGUCGUUGGAAAAAUCCGUGUAUUCAAAUAUGUUUGAAAAAUUUGCCAAAAGAGACACUGCAAAAGAAGAAGAAGCGCUCAGCCAACAACCAGAUGUAAUGAACACCCUCGGGGAAUGGGGCGACGAUGAACGAGAACGAGCACCGUCUGAUUUUGAAAAAGAACAUCCCAACGUAUUGAUGUUGAACACAACGGGUCUUUUUAAAAAUUUGUAACUUAUAAUCUUUGCAAUCUUACCGAUAGUUGAGAUAAAUAAAACCGUGCUGUUGAUUCAAAUUAAUUAAAUUAAAUAGACGGUACCAAUCGUUAAGAUGUUCAAUAACUGUUUUAUUUGUUCCAUGUUACACAUAAGGUAGGUUAAUUUUAUAUCUGAUAUAUUUUAAUUUUCGUUGGUUAGUUUUUUGAACACUUUUACAAUAUGUUUUCUAUUUCGUUUUAAAAACAACAAUAGUACAUUUUACUGCGACAACAAUUUUGACAAUGUAAUUUAAUAACCCGCUUGUUUUUUAUGAAAUCAACAUUGUUUUCAAGCAAUAUCUUGUUAGGCUAAUCUAAACUUGUUAAAUAGAUAGUUGUUUGUAUUUCCGUUUAGUAACCGAUACCAAAACUAUGCGAGUACGGCGAAUGCUUGAUUCCGAACGAAUGCGCCGGUGGCAGAUCAAUUGGAACCUAAAACAUAAAAUCAAUUCACGUUAAUCUAUUUGAAAGAGUUCAAGUUUAACAACUAUUUAAUAUCUCUGUUUGUGCAGUUACUCGUUUUUAAAUUACAAAUUUGAUUUUCCUAGAGUUAACCAAAUGAAUACAUUACAUACGACUACUGUACGUACUUCCAAUAUUAUUUCGCUCUCUAAACUACAAAGCUAUGUGUGUUUUGCAUAUUAUUAUCAUUAUCAUUUUUGUUAUCUAGUCUUAUUAUUUACUACUAUUAUUAUUAAUAAUCUAAUUAUCGUUGUGCUUGAUUUUAAAACCGUGAGAUAAACGUCUCUGUUAACUACUAAUAUAAACUGACUUAUUCUUGUUCGUAAAUGAUUCCUUCGUAUUGAGAAUGUCUUAUACCGAAUGAAUAAGCCGGUACCGACGGUUUUAACGUUGUCCCCUAAAAAUGUCAAAGAAAACCGUCAUUUGAACAUGUCAUCUUUUGUAAUAUGUAAUUGUUUUUUUUUUUUUU
Molecule: messenger RNA, 2668 nt
Organism: Adelges cooleyi (spruce gall adelgid)
Lineage: Eukaryota; Metazoa; Arthropoda; Insecta; Hemiptera; Adelgidae
Gene: Fkbp59
Product: FK506-binding protein 59
Exons: 7
Coding region: 378-1715 (445 amino acids)
Molecular function (GO): peptidyl-prolyl cis-trans isomerase activity; protein binding
Source: RefSeq, a predicted model, not a curated record